Salarias fasciatus (jewelled blenny) is the source of this 1164-nucleotide messenger RNA. It is a transcript of the gene yipf6, whose product is annotated as Yip1 domain family, member 6. Gene Ontology annotation, biological process: endoplasmic reticulum to Golgi vesicle-mediated transport. The record is from RefSeq and is a predicted model, not a curated record. Gene Ontology annotation, cellular component: trans-Golgi network; membrane. The coding region runs from base 184 to 876 and encodes 230 amino acids. NCBI's taxonomy places the organism in Eukaryota, Metazoa, Chordata, Actinopteri, Blenniiformes, Blenniidae. The transcript has 2 exons.
ACGUGGUCCGGAAGUAAACAAUCCCCGGCUGACGUGGAGCUGCUCCUGGGUUACAGUUAACCUGUCUGUUAAAUCCGGACUAAACCCCACAUCAGAGGGACAUCUCGGAGCUUCCAGGACAGUUUGCGAUCUUAAAGAGUGAAACUCGCAGAGCGAGCUCCCUUCAACCUCCCAAACAGGAUCAUGGCGGCGGCGGCGGAUGAGGCCAGCAGGCCGUUCGCCGGCCUGUCCGACGUCUCCAUCUCCGAGGACAUCCCGGUGGAGGGGGACAUCUCCGUGCCAAUGGGCUCCUCUCGGAGCGACGACGACCACUUCUCCACGCUGGACGAGCCGGUGAAGGAGACCAUCCUGCGGGACCUGCGGGCGGUGGGCACAAAGUUCGUGCACGUCCUGUACCCGAAGCGGAGCUCCGCCCUGCUCCGGGACUGGGACCUGUGGGGCCCGCUGCUGCUCUGCGUUACCCUGGCUCUGUUGCUGCAGGGCGGCGCGGCCGACAAAGACGAUCAGGGGGGCCCGCAGUUCGCAGAGGUGUUCGUCAUCGUGUGGUUCGGCUCCAUCAUCAUCACGCUGAACUCCAAGCUGCUGGGCGGAACCAUCUCCUUCUUCCAGAGCCUGUGCGUGCUGGGCUACUGCAUCAUGCCGCUGACGGUGGCCAUGGCCGUGUGCCGCCUGGUGCUGCUGAGCAUCUCGGGCACCGUCAGUUUCGCCGUGCGGCUGGCGCUGGUGACGGCGUCCUUCGGCUGGUCCACCUUCGCCUCCACCGCCUUCCUCGCCGACAGCCAGCCGCCCAACCGCAAGGCGCUGGUGGUGUACCCGGUGUUCCUCUUCUACUUCGUCAUCGGCUGGAUGGUCUUGACCUUCUCGCUGCCGCAGUGAAACGGGAAGAGCUCGGGAAACGGACACCGAAAUCUGCCUUUUGGGUGGGCGACUACUGAGGCGGCGACGAGCUCUCCGGGUCGCCGGGGGAAAAGUAUUCAGACUUUCCAGAGUUUUCAGGAUUCAGAUGUGGACAUGAUGGAUGCUGAUGUUCUAAUUUUUUAUGUUUACGGUCUAUAAGCUCGUGCAGAGGGAUACUGGAUGAGUGUGUGAGCUGGCGGGAUACUGUGAUUUUUCUCCCUCCUGAUCUCUUUUGGGUGCAAAUAAAGUCUCGAACUGUCUUCACGG